Messenger RNA from Gastrolobium bilobum, 2110 nucleotides. Its product is annotated as pentatricopeptide repeat-containing protein At4g19191, mitochondrial. The transcript has a single exon. The record is from RefSeq and is a predicted model, not a curated record. Lineage: Eukaryota; Viridiplantae; Streptophyta; Magnoliopsida; Fabales; Fabaceae. Gene Ontology annotation, molecular function: protein binding; RNA binding. Gene Ontology annotation, biological process: RNA modification.
AUGGUCAGCUAUUGUUGUGUUACUCAAUACAUGAACAGUUCUUCAAAUUUCUGAACCCUUGCCAUGUGGAACUCGAAUAUAAGACAAGUUGUGAAUCAAGGGCAUGCCGAAAAAGCCCUUGUUCUUUUCCGCCAGAUGAAGCGAAGUGGCGUUACGCCCAAUAAUUCCACCUUUCCCUUUUUAGCAAAAGCAUGUGCCAUACUUUCCCAUCUCAGGAACUCCCAAAUCAUCCAUGCCCAUGUUGUCAAAUCUUGGUUUCAAUCCAAUACUUUUGUGCAAACCGCGAUGGUUCAUAUGUAUGUUAAAUGUGGUCAGUUGGAAGACGCGUACAAUGUAUUUGUUGGAAUGCCCACGAGGGACAUUGCUUCUUGGAAUGCAAUGCUGUUUGGUUUUGCUCACUGUGGCUUCCUUGAUAGGUUGUCAUGUCUAAUACGUCAGAUGAGGCUUACUGGGAUUCAUCCUGAUUCAGUCACUGUCUUGCUACUGAUUGAUGCUGUUUUGCAUGUGAAAAAUCUCACAUUUUUGAGUGCAACACAUUCUUUUGGGAUUCGAAUUGGAGUUCAUAUGGAUGUUUCUGUGGCUAAUACUUUGAUAUCUGCAUAUGCCAAAUGCGGCGACUUGUGUUCGGCAGAGAUGGUAUUUGAUGAGAUUGACAGUGGUCUGAGGUCUGUUGUCUCCUGGAAUUCUAUGAUUGCUGCAUAUGCAAAUUUUGAAAAGCAUGUCGAGGCUGUUAAUUGUUACAAAGGGAUGCUACAUGGUGGGUUUUCCCCAGACAUUAGCACAAUUCUUAAUUUGCUUUCAUCAUGUGUGCAACCUAAAGCACUAUUUCACGGUUUGCUAGUACAUUCUCAUGGAGUCCAGUUGGGUUGUGAUUCUGAUGUGUGUGUGGUGAAUACUCUUAUUUGUAUCUAUUCCAGGUGUGGGGAUGUUCACUCUGCAAGAUUUUUGUUUGACGGCAUGUCUGGCAGAACUUGUGUUUCAUGGACUGUAAUGAUUAGUGGUUAUGCUGAGAAAGGAUAUAUGAACGAGGCAUUGAUCUUGUUUAAUGCAAUGGAAGCUACUGGUGAGAAACCAGAUUUGGUUACUGUGCUUGCUUUGAUUUCAGGUUGUGGCCAAACAGGGGCACUUGAACUUGGAAAAUGGAUUGAUGAUUACUCUAUUAAUAAAGGGUUUAAAGAUAAUGUUGUGGUUUGCAACGCACUAAUUGACAUGUAUGCCAAGUGUGGAAGUUUUAAUGAUGCUCAGGAGCUUUUCUACACGAUGGCUAACAGAACUGUUGUCUCCUGGACAACCAUGAUUACUGCUUGUGCUUUGAAUGGAGAUGUUAGAGUUGCUCUGAACCUCUUUUUUAUGAUGGUGGACAUGGGAAUGAAACCAAACCGCAUAACGUUUCUUGCUGUUCUCCAAGCUUGUGCACAUGGAGGUUUACUCGAAAGAGGACUGGAGUGCUUCAACAUGAUGACGCAAAAGUAUGGCAUAAGCCCUGGUAUAGACCAUUAUUCAUGUAUGGUUGAUCUUCUUGGUCGUAGAGGACAACUGAGAGAAGCUUUAGAAAUUAUUAAAGGUUUGCCUUUUGAACCUGAUGCUGGCAUAUGGAGUGCAUUGCUCUCUGCUUGCAAACUUCAUGGUAAGAUGGAGAUGGGUAUGUAUGUGUCUGAACGGCUAUUUGAAUUGGAGCCUCAGGUUGCAGUUCCAUAUGUGGAGAUGGCUAACAUAUACGCAUCAUCGGAAAUGUGGGAUGGAGUUGCAGCUAUAAGAAGAAAGAUGAAAUAUCUUCAAUUGAGGAAAUCUCCCGGACAAAGUAUUAUUCAAGUGAACGGGAAAUCUUCUAUAUUUACAGUUGAAGAUAGAGAUCACCCUGAAACCUCGUAUAUAUAUGAUAUGCUAGAUGACUUGACUUCUCAUUCUAAGCUAGGACUACUAGCUUAUUCAGAGGAGAUUUUUCAACAAGAAUGGGAGUGAAGCUAUUUGCAAAGAAAGACUGGGAAUGUAGAGCUGUGUGUAAAUACCGAUUUGGCGGAUUGAUUCGGUGCUAAUUUAAGGUCUUUCUAGUAUUUCAAGUAUGUAUGUGUUCAAGAGAAAAGGAAAAACGGAUCUUGCACGUAAGCUA